Tyto alba (common barn owl) is the source of this 13953-nucleotide messenger RNA. It is a transcript of the gene TRANK1, whose product is annotated as tetratricopeptide repeat and ankyrin repeat containing 1. Bases 1619 to 10573 code for a protein of 2984 amino acids. The record is from RefSeq and is a predicted model, not a curated record. Gene Ontology annotation, molecular function: protein binding; ATP binding. The transcript is spliced from 24 exons. Lineage: Eukaryota; Metazoa; Chordata; Aves; Strigiformes; Tytonidae.
UAACGUCAUGCUCAGCAAUAGAAAGGGAGAGGAGGAGGCUUGGGGAGAUUAGCUAUCCCUAGCUCAGGAACUGUCUGGACAUGGGUCUAUGCGUGGGAGGUGAUGAAGGAUUGUCUUUGUAGCCCUUGCUUUGUUUUCUUUCUCCUUCUGCUUCUCUUUCGCUUAUUAAGCAAUUUUUAUCUUGACCCUCAAGUUGUCUUGCUUUUACUCUUCCUUUCCUCUUUCUGCAUCCCACUGGGGGUGAGGGGGAAGUGAGCUGCCCACCUGGGUUAACCCACAGCACUCACCACAACAAAAAUCUUUAGUUAUAUUCAGAUGCAGUUGUGACCUUUACCUGUGCCAGUUAAGCCAGAGUAAUAGACAACAUUUUUGUUUAAUGCUCACCAUGCUCAGUAGACUUUAUAUAAUAGUUCUGCAGUUAGUUCACUGGGUUUGAGUUAAAAUUGUUUAUGCUUCAAGAAGAUGUUAGGCAAUAGCAAGACAUGCUGUGCUAGUCAGCACAGUGAUUCUUUUGGAUCAUUAACUUAGCUGUCAGAUUUGCAUGCUUGUGUAUCUCUUGUGUCUGCAAACUUGGGUGUAGUUGCUAAAGCCUGCAGCGGACAUCCUGAUUGUUUGAAUGAUCUACUGUUUGGAGUUUUGGCUGGGAAACUCCAGUGCUGGAAGAGGAUGGGAAUUUGUGUUCUGCUGGAAAUCCGGCUGCCUAGAGCUGGGAGGGGGAUGCUGCCUCCUGAUGUGAAACAGGCAGCUCAGUUCUAAAACUUCUCAGCACAGUGCAUGUUUGAAAGUCCUUUUAAAAUGUAUGUUGCAAUUGGGGGUCUUUUGCUGUAUUGUGGGAAAAAUAAUCCUUGUAAAUGUCUUUCAUUUGUAAUUCUACUUUAAGUAGAUUCCAAGGAAGAGUAAGGUAAAUAUAAUCCUGGGUAAAAAAUCCACCCUAAAUAGAAGCAGAACCUUAAAAAAAAAAAAGCUUGAAAUUUGACUAUGAUUUAGAAACCCACAGGUUCAUGUGUAUUCUUACAUGAAGAAGCUCCUUUGUUGUUGAGCUAUUUUGGUAUUAUUCUUGGUGAAAAUAGUUUAUCUAACCUUCUGAUGUUAAAGAGUUGAAAGAUGAAAGAAUUGACAAAAAUAAGACGUAGAAUACUCAUUUAGCACUUGCUUUUUAUUCUUUGCACUGUUGCUCUAUAUUUUUCCUUUUCUUUACCUUGGUAGUGCUCACACCAUGUCGUGUAAAAAAAAAAAAAAAAAAAAAGUGCCACUUACGCUAUGAGUACACUUGAUUUGCUGUUUGGAUAAGUAGUAUUUUUAAAAUAUACUGUAUGCAUAUUGCUCAAUGAAGUGACGGUUUAAUUUGCCUAGGAUAAAUGUUAUAAUUACUCCUUUAAUGUGAGUGAUCAUCAUACCUCCCUCAUGUAGAUGAGACCUAUUUUUCUUCAGUUUAGUUCAUAGCUGGGAGUUUAUCCUUCCCUGGAAUUAGGGAGGUGAUGUUUGGAUUGCAGACAUCACCAUAGAGUGUUUAUUUGUUUAAUUAAAUAAGACAUAACAUCUGACAAGUCUGUUUCCAGUCAGCCUGAAGCAGCCUGGAUCUGAGCUUUCUAGUUGCACCUGGUUCUGCUGAUUCUCAAUGUUUCAGGUUCAUCACAAGGAGUCCUCUAGAGAAAAUAGGAUGGAUGCCAUGGAAUAUGCACAGGUUAUGAGACAAGAAGGGAACCAGGAUUUUAAAAAUGGGAAUUACUCCUUGGCCAUUAGAAAGUACGAUCAAGCUCUACAUAUGCUCAGUUGUUUAAUGCAGUGGGUCCCGUGUUCCAAGGACAUAGCUGUGUUACACUGCAACAAAUCAACUGCCUUGUACAGUCUUGGUAAAUGGAGAGAAGCAGUGGUUUCAGCCUGCCAGAGCUUACACUGGGAUCCGGAGUAUGUUAAGGCUUACUAUAGAGCUGGCCACUCAUUGAUCAUGUUAUCAGACUCUUAUGAGGCGAUUUCUAUGUUUCAUAAAGGUUUGAUUCUCCUGAGUGCUUCUGCAGAUCGAACUCAGGUUGCUGAUUUUGUAGCUGGAAUCUUCAUAAGUAUCAACGAUGAACGAGUCUUUCCACCAACUUUUCCCCCUGCAUAUGAUUAUAUUUUCAGCGCCAGGUUUGAUGCGCUGAUUUGGCAAGCGGUGAUAGAAAGGUUGGCCCAGAAAGGGAAGUGGCGGUCUUGUCUGUUAUUGUUGUCUGAGAAGAAAGAGUUGCCCACCAAUCUCAGGGUCACCCAGUUAUCACUGAAGAAUCUCUUUGAGACUUCGGAGUUGUAUGGUCAUGGUGAGAAGAUGCAAGAAGUAGCAGAGUUAGCCAAGUGGCUAAUUUCCAUUGGGGCGAAAGUUGAAACCAUUGGAGUGUAUCUGCUUCAUGCCGUUAUCAGACUGUGUAUCAAAGCAAGAAAGAACCAUCUCUUCAGGUGGUUAUUGACUCAGAGGCCAGACUUGAAGGAUAGGAUCAACCAGCAAGACAGAGAUGGAUGCACUCUUCUGCAUAUUGUGGCAUCUUCCAGUGAAUAUUCCCAGAAACGCAGCCAAACAGAAGAUGUGAUCAUGCUCCUGAAUUUUGGGGUCGAUCCCACUGUUCCAGAUGCACGGUCAAGAUAUGUCAUAGAUAUCUUGAAAAAGAACAAAAACUUCGAUGCUGUAAAAGCAGUCAGCAAUCACAUUGAGAAACACACUUCCUCUGAGAAACGGACAGGGGGGAGUGAAAGCAGAGCCAUAGCAGAUACAGAUUCUUUCCUGGAUGUUCUUGAACAGUUUGUCCAGUUCUACAGGUUUGAAACCGGAGCACAUAAUAAAAAUGUAUUGAAGGAAGAUGCAGUUAAGCGAUUUCUGAAACUGCUGUCUUCGAUGCAUGAAAUCCCUGAAGGGGUGGUUUGCAACAUCUCCCAUGCCUGUGCUAGCAGCUUCAUAAAACAGUUGCUGGAGAAGCAAAUGUGGCAUAAAGUUUUGCUGCUGCUCACAGGGAAAGCCAGUGGGGAAGAGCCAUCAAGUGGAGGACUCUUCAAAAACUGCAGUCUUUCAGAUGUUGACAUUGGCAACGUUAUCCAACGGUGUGACAGAUCAGAUAAGCAAGUGAACCUCAUAAAAUGCUUGCUUGAACGAGGAGCUCUGCCAGAUGGGGUUGGAACCAGCUCUGAAAUACCACUGCAAAUAUGCCUCAGAAAGAAUUAUUUUGAACUGGUAUAUUUGCUGCUGACCAAAGGUGCAGAUCCUCAAAAUGUCUCUAUUGCACAAGGAGAUACUCCUUUGCAUGCUGCAGUUUCCAUCUGUUUAAAUAACAGAGAUAGCACUGGCCUAAACAUCCUGAACUAUCUACUUGAUCUCUUUGCUUCAAGACCUUCUGACUUUCCGUGUCUUAAUCCAAACGUACAAGAUGAGAAUGGAAAUACAGUGAUGCAUGUUGUUUUUCAGAGAGGAUUUUCAAAGCAGGCUAAGAGAAUAAUGGAGUCAUUGGCAAAAUUCGAUGUUAACUUUAAUAUAAAAAACAAAUUAGGAAGAGAUGUGAGGCAUAGAAUUAAAAAAAAUGACCCACUGCUACUUGCCUGGAAUAAUGCUGCACUGGAGAAAAAGAAGUACCGGCAUGAUAUAGCAGGGCAGUCAGUUAAAACAUCUAAGCCUGUUCCAGCCUCUGAAAUUUCACAGCCAAAGAGCACAGGGCGUUCUUCAUCUGGGUCCUCAUUAAAGGCACCAUCUGGCAAUGCAGCGCAUAAUGAUUUAAAAACCCUGUGUUCUGUAAAGACAAAAAAAGAUCAGUUGGCAAAGCAGGAAACAGAAAGAAUAAAUAGCCCCUUAACACUGCAGGAAAGUCUAGUGCAGGCAAUCACAGCUUUAAUUCAUCAAUUGAAGUUGGGUGACCCUCUGAGAAAAGAUCAUUCUCUGGUACAGAAGUCAUCUUCAGCCCAGACUAAUUUGGAAGAGGGAAGAAGUGAGUCCUCGCAACCUUCUGGAAGCAUAGUUUAUCCUGCAGGAAAAGGAGAUGAUUGGGACAAAAAGAAGGGAGCAGGGGAAUUUAGUAUGGCCCUGCCCAGUGAAGAGAAGGAAGAACCAGAAGAAGAGAAGGGGAAGAUUCUGGAUAUUGAGGCAUAUGUACAGGAGUUUGAUAACAUGACCUGGGAAAUAGAGUGCACUCCUGAAAUGCUGAAGACGUUGGGCAGCAAAGCUGUCCCUCAUUAUCUGAAAACUAAAACUAUAAUGACAAUUAAACAGCUUGGCAAUGGGGAAUGGACUAAGGGCCUUCAGAAGCCACUGAAACACUUGAAAACUAAUAUUCAGCUGUAUGAAGCCAAGUUGGGCAAAGGUGCAAGGAUGCUAUGGGAACUUGCAAUUGACUUUUCUCCUCGUUGCAGCGAGAGUGCAGAGAAGAUCAUGGAGACAGAACAGACAAACAGUCUUCCAGAAAAAUCAGGUAGAGUUUACACAGAAAUAAUCAGAAUUUGGGCCAUUGUUCUCGACCACUGCAAGCUGAACCGUGUCUUAGAUAAUAUAUGUAUUUCCUACAAUCGUGGUUUAUCCUGCAUCUUGAGGAAAAAGCUCAAGGGUAUAAACGAAGGACAUCAGAACCACAAUGUGACAACACAGAAGCGUGUUCCACGUUGUUAUGUUGAAGACCCAGAGGCAGAAAAAUCAAAAGAACGUACCAUACCCGAGUAUUUCCCUCCAGCCAGUGCAGCAGAAUUGGAAUACAAUAUAAUGAAAUUUCACAGCUUCAGCACUAACAUGGCGCUUAACAUUAUAAACGAUGUACAUUCUUCUGUUGAAUACCCUUUCCGAGUUGGGGAGUUGGAGUAUGCAGUAAUUGAUCUCAAUCCAAAGCCCAUGGAACCAAUCAUUUUGAUUGGACGAAGUGGGACAGGGAAGACGACUUGCUGCUUGUAUAGGCUUUGGAAGAAAUUCUAUUCAUAUUGGGAAAAAUCCGCCUUGGCAAAUGGUCCUCUGCUGGAGAGGCAAACAUGGCAGCAAAGACCAUGCAGUGAGGUUGAAAAAGCUAGGUUAGCAAAUGAAGAGAAUGAACUAAAACAGGACAGUGAUGAUUCGAGUGAGGAGCAGGUGAGCGAUGGGCCAGACCAGGACAGUGAGGAUGAAAAUGUUCCUGCGGGUGCAGCUGGUGCAGAAAUGAAUUCAUGUGAUGACCAUGAAGGACACCAAAUGUGUGACGCAGAAGCAGACAGGCUGGAGCACCUGCAUCAGAUCUUUGUGACAAAAAAUCCUGUCUUGUGCCAAGAAGUUCAGAAGAAUUUCAUUGAACUUAGCAAGUCUUCCAAGGUAACCAGUCACUUCAAGCCUCUGGAGCCAAAUGUUCACAAGAUACAAGACAUUAAAGAUGAAAAUUUUCCGCUGUUUGUCACCUCCAAGCAGUUGUUGCUGUUAUUGGAUGCAUCCAUGCCCAACCCAUUUUUUCCAAGAAAUGAGGAUGGAAGCCUUAAAAGAACCAUUGUUGGUUGGACUCCUCAGGAGGACUUGGUUAUACCAAAUUGGCAGGAUGAGGAUGAAGAAGGUGAUGUUGAAGCAGAACAUGGUGAUGAUGAAGGAGCUGCAGAUGCGUACUCUAGGGAAAGUGAUCCUCGGACUUUUGUGACUUAUGAUGUAUUUGCAAAUGAAAUGUGGCCAAAAAUGAUAAAAGGUAAAAGCUUGUACAAUCCAGCACUGGUUUGGAAAGAAAUAAAAUCAUUUCUGAAAGGCUCUUUUGAGGCACUGAGUUGCUUUGGGGGUAAACUUACUGAGGAGCAGUACAAAAAGCUAGGCCGAAAGAGAUCACCGAACUUCACAGAAGACAGGAGUGAAAUCUAUCACCUCUUUUGUCUUUAUCAGCAGAUACGAUCACAAAGAGGUUACUUUGAUGAAGAAGAUCUGCUGUAUAAUUUAUCUCAAAGACUUUCAAAGCUCAGGGAGCUGCCGUGGUCCAUCCAUGAGUUUUAUGGUGAUGAGAUACAGGAUUUCACCCAAGCUGAGUUAGCACUGUUAAUGAAAUGCAUCAAUGAUCCUAAUGCCAUGUUUCUAACUGGUGACACUGCCCAAAGCAUAAUGAAAGGAGUUGCUUUUCGUUUUAGUGAUCUGAAAUCACUGUUUCACUAUGCAAGCAAGAACUCUGUGAACAAAAAGCAGCGUGUUAGAAAACCAAAAAGGAUCUAUCAGUUGUACCAGAACUACAGGUCCCAUUCAGGUAUUCUCCAUUUAGCAUCUGGAGUGGUUGAUUUGCUUCAGCAUUACUUCCCAGAAUCUUUUGAUCGGCUUCCUAAGGACUGUGGUCUCUUUGAUGGACCAAAACCUACAGUCUUGGAGUCCUGCAGUGUUAGUGAUCUAGCAAUUCUGCUGAGGGGCAACAAAAGGAAAACACAACCCAUUGAAUUUGGAGCACAUCAGGUGGUAUUAGUGGCAAAUGAAACUGCAAAGGAGAAGAUACCCGAGGAACUUAGUUUAGCACUUGUACUGACAAUUUAUGAAGCAAAGGGCUUGGAAUUUGAUGAUGUACUCCUUUACAACUUUUUCACAGACUCAGAGGCUAGCAAGGAAUGGAAGAUAAUUUCUUCUUAUACUCCUGAUUCAGCUGUGCAAGUAGGAAGCAAAUUGCUAAUCGAAAUGCCUUUAGAGGAUGCUACUGGUAUGCCGAAAAGAACUCCUUUUAAUGUAGAAAUGUACAAGAUGCUGAAUGGAGAACUAAAGCAAUUGUACACUGCUGUUACAAGAGCCAGAGUCAAUCUUUGGAUCUUCGAUGAAGACAGUGAUAAACGGGCUCCGGCUUUUAAGUAUUUCAUCAAAAGAGAAUUUGUUCAGAUUGUCAAAGCAGAUGAAAAGAAAGACUUAGAUGACAGCAUGUUUGCCAAAACUUCAACUCCAGAAGAAUGGAUUGCACAGGGAGACUACUAUGCUAAACAUCAGUUCUGGGAGGUGGCAGCCAAAUGCUACCAAAAGGGAGGAGCAGCUGAGAAGUCAAAACUGGCCCUGGCACAUGAUGCUGUUCUCAAAGUGCACUCAAAGAAAAGCAGCCCCAGGGAAAAACAGAUGGAAUAUAUGACAUUGGCUAAAACUUACUUGGAAUGUGGAGAACCAAAACUAUCACUAAAAUGUCUGUUUCAAUCAAAGGAGUUCCGGCUUUGUGCAGAACUGUGUAAAAAGUUAGGAAAGAUCAAAGAUGCUGCAGUUUACUAUCAGAAAAGCCAGUGCUACAAAGAAGCAUCUGAAUGUUAUGAACAAAUUGAGGAGUUUGAUCUAGCAAUUAAAAUGUAUUGUCAGGAAGAACUCUAUGAAGAAGCAGCAAAGGCAGUUGAAAGAUAUGAACAGAUGUUAAAUACAAAAGGACAAAUGGUUUCCAAACUGUCAUGUACAGCAAAUCAGUUGUAUUUGGAAGCAGCCGCGAAGUACCUGAGUAUGAACAGAACUGAGGAAAUGAUGCAAGUCCUCUCAAAACUUGAUAUAGAAGAUCAGCUUGAGUUUCUGAAGUCUCGUGGAUGCUUACACCAAGCAGCAGACUUAUUGAAAAGGGAAGGUCGAGAGGAAGAAGCUGCAAAGUUAAUGAAACAACAUGGGUUUGCUCUGGAGGCAGCCAACCUCACAGCUACAGAAGAGUUUCGUGCAUCAUGUCUGCUUGCUGCAGCACGUGCUAGUGUGACUCACGCUUCAGAAUCUGACCUGGUGGACGUGGAGGUCAUCCUAGAAGAAGCCCUCGAACUUUGUGAACAAACUGAGCAGAAGUCUGGCAUUGCUGAGGCUGUGUUUUUGCAGGGAGCUCUGAAGGGAGACUUCACAAAGCUGAGCAGUGCAUACAGUCAGUUCCUAUCUCUGAAUCAUUCAGCUGGUGCAGCUGAAGCUCUCUUUGCAUUAUCUCGCUGCAGCGCUCCUAGCCAGAACAUCCUCUUUAUGGCAACGCGCGGCUUAAUGGCUCUUCUGAGUCUGGUUAGGGGUUUGAAGAAAGCAGCCACCAAUGCAGAGAAAGAUAUGGUGAAGUCGUGCUUUGCCUAUUUUGGGAUUGUACCAACAGGUGACACUUGCCAGGUGUCUCAAAAUGAAGCUGAACCUAUUCUCAAGUUUUUGUCAGACAAGCCAAGUCUAAAAGAGAGGAAAACAAAAGGUGAUUUCUCAGUAAGCACAGAGGAGGUGAAAUCAGCUUUAAAGCAGCACUUGUUAAGCAGGUUGUGUUCUAUCACCCGUGAGUUACUAAACAAGCAUUACCCUGAUAUUUGUAUGAAGUUCAUUGCUGGCUUGAACUGUGAAGACAAAACCUGUAAGGGUUACCAUAAGCCCUUGUUGCGCCAUGAAGCAAAGACAAUAUUUCAAUGUAAAAUGCAUCUGGUGGCCAUAAAUGGACUGCUGUUGGAAGCCACACGCACUUUCCCUAAAGAGCUACUGAGUCAGUGCAAAACCUUUGAUGAUGUUUUGACUGCUGACAAAUACGCAUCGUGUAAAGCCCUCCUAGGAAUAUUUUUUCCUAAUCAUUUUCAUUUGAGAAUACUGUCUGAGAACCCAAAGGCAUGCAAAGAAAUACUGGAAUUCAGUAAUAUUAUUUCCAAACCCUGUAGAGCGAUGUUGAAGGAGUACAUCGCAUUUAAGUUUAAAAAUGAAGACACUGCAGCCAGAAGAGAAUCAACUGACUUGUGGCUAAGUGCCAUGCAAGUUUUCAUCUUAUCUUCGGGAUAUCCUGAAGAAUUUGAGAAACUUCUUUCCAAGGAAGAGGAUGAUUAUAACAAAGAACUAAACUUUGCUUUGUUAGAGGCAAAAAGCUCUCCAAAGACCAAAGGCCAAGGAGGAAAGGCCAAAGGAAUAGAGGGCAGACAUGGUAUGUUGCUACCUGACAAAAAUGCCGAAAAUGCAGGAAGAACACAUUUGUGCUUCAUUCGACUUCUUGAAAAUUCACUUGAGCAAUUCUAUGUUCAUAAGAACCCAGAAAACUGUAAAAGGUUUUUUUUCCGUUUUAUGAAUGUCCUGGUCAAGAAAUGCACAAGAUACCUGAUUCCAAGCAUAGGAAAUACUGUGAUGUUGUUGGAAUUCCAGUAUAUUCUCUGUUGUGCUGUCCUGAUGCGUCUCUCCAAGAACAUUACUCUCUGCUUUCCAAAGAGCUACAUUGCUCUCAUUCAUUACUGGGAGUUUUUGUUCAGAAGCAAGGACCAUAACAAAGAAGUUAGAGACACAUUUUCUAUUAUACAGGAGUACAGACCAAAGGAUGCAUAUGUAGCUGUGCAGAAUUUCACAUUUCAUCUCUGUUACCUAGCAGAAGUUUUGUGUGGAGUUCAUGGAAAGUUCAAUGUCCUUCUAGAUGCUUUCGAGGAUCCCGAUUGCAUAACUUCAGGGGAGGCUGAGCGGACUGUAGUGCUGUGCUUAGUGAUGCUACUGAAUGCUGACCAGGUGCAGAGUUCUAAACAUAGAGCCCUCUUAUGCCACCACUUUCCUGAAAUCAAGGUGAUGCUGAAAUCAAUGAGAAAAGACUCUCCCUCUAAAGUGCCUGAAAGAUUGCUGAGGGUUGUGGAACAAGUGAGUGAUGCUACACACACGAGAGAAAUCGUUGCAGGCCUUCAGGAGCUGCUGACAGAACGAGAUGCAGAGUACUUGGUUGACUGCCGAUGGAAGUGGGACUCUGUGUACACUCAGGGGCAUUCACCCAUAAGGGGCAUCCUGUAUGAAACCAUAAACCUUGACAGGUUUAUCACCUCUUUGGAUAAGACAGAAUACACUGACGAGCUAGAAAAGGAACUUGAAAGCGUUCAUUGCUUAGAGGACCAGAAGGAUCCCCUGGAAGUCAUUGCGCUCAGCAAGCAACAGAAACAAGAGCAGAAAGCAUCUGCUCGACGCCAGCUGCGUCGUGUCUUCCAUUUUGUUUCUCUGUGCAUGAAGUGGAAAAGGAAGGCCUGCUCCAAAGCUGACCAUGUUGCAAUGGAAGGAGAGGAAUUUUUAUCACAGAUCUUCAAAAAAGCAGAUAUUGACCAAACCCAGUGUGACCUCUGUGGAGUCAGAUUUAUCCAAAGCUCUGAGAACUAUUUCAGCCGUUCAGAAAGCGUGGAGGCAGACACUUCUGAAACUGUGACACCAACAGAGAACAGUGGUGAAGAAAAGUUGCAUGCAGAACAAAAUGCAGCUUCUGUGGCCAGUGAGGCUUACACAGAGCACAGAAACACAGAUGACCACAGAAAUAAUAAUGCUGCCUACAGAUACUACGCUGACUUUUUCAGAAGAAAGAUAGAUCCAGUAAUACAUGAUGGACUGGAAGUAGUGGAGGCCAUUACAGAAAAGACCUACACCCAAGACCAUUUAGCAUAUAAAGAAGGUUCCAACUUACGCCAGAGAAAAAUCAAAGAAAAUAUUAAGAAGAUUUCAGAUGCAGUAGAGGAAAUCUAUGAGAAAAAAGACUGGGCUAAAGCCGAAGAAAUAAUAACCAAACAUGCCAACAAACUGGUUGUCACCAUUGAUGAGGCUCAUAAGUGGCUGAAGAAAAUGGACUCUCACAGGAUAAAAGAAGGCUUCGUGCAUGAUAGAGACUUGGAAAAUGAGGUGGAAGAUGAAAGCAUGGCUUUUGAAGAACUUGUCUAUAAAAAACCCUCAAGAAAAAAAGGAAGAUGUGGGAAAUGGUAAUUGGAAAAAAUAUACAGGUGGCUAUUCUAUCCUCUUAACAAUCUAAUUUUAGAAUAAAAAAAAAUGUUAAAAAUGAAAAAAAAGAGGGAGAUGGGGUCAGAAAUUAGAAGAGUCUGAAGAAAAAGAGCAACCCUAGGUUAUUGGGUUUUUUAUCAUCUGUAUUGUGUCGGAAUAAUGCGGUGAUUGUGUAGUUAUUAAAACCUAUGACAUGACAAAUUUCCUUUCAGACCUAUGUAGUAGCUUGAAAGUAACAAAAAGCCAAAGGAGAAAAAAAAAAACAAAAAAAAAAAAAAAAACAAAAAAACAAUAAUGUUUCUGCCUUACCUCAGGGGUAUUUUUCCACUCGGUCUUCUUUUAUUCUUCCCUGUUAAUCUACAUCAUCAUUCUUCUGAGCUGGAAUACUCAGAAAAAUAGGAGGAUAGUUUCUCUGAUUUUAAGAGGUUUUAAUCAGUGCUUUUAGGUUACCAUUGUAAACCUACUGUGUUUUGAGUCUUGUUCAGUUUGGAAAUUUUUGAGUCUUCAGAUGAGAUAUUUACAAUAUCUUUUCUAUUUUUAUAAACAAGAACAGUAAUUUCUAAACACGUAUUUUUGACAGUGUACAUACUUAUAAUUAAAUAGGUAAGAAAGUUAUGGAUUGUCUUCUAUGUGAUCAAGUUUUGAUAUAAACCUUUACCUGUACAUAUUUGUUGUGAAAUAUAGAUAAUCUUUCUUUAAAAGACCAUUACACAUUUUAAGUGUUUUGUAAGUUUUAAUUCAUAAAGGGCUUUUUGUAAUGUAUAAUAAUGUUUUUAUAAAACCUGUAAGAUUUUUAAAAUCACUUGAUAUUGUCUUAUUUUUUUGAAUGCUUUCUGAAAGCCGUAUGUGACUGACUGCAUGUGUGAGAUUUACAAGUUGGGUCCAGAGUAUCAGUUCAUAUUGACGCUGGUUUACUUUUGUGAUUUCAGUGUCUCCAACAUCCUGCAGUCUCCUAUAACAACAUGUUAAAUUAAUGCAUUUGCAUGUUAAACAUAAUUAGUUAGAGUAUUAAUUAGUUGUUGAAAUAUUUUGCCUUGAAAAGGGAGCCACUUUGUAUACAUAACAAAUUGUUUCAAUAAUCAACCUUUUGCCAAAAACUUGAUAACUUGUUAUUAUGCUCAAUGCCGUGGAAGUGGGACAUUUUACAUGGGUAAAAAUGAAAUGCUACUGUAGAAUGGAGCAACGUGGGCAGCAGUAAUAGUUAUCUAUUGCACUGUAAUUGCUGUUGUCUACCAGAAGACUUAGUAAUAAGUUCUUCCUCUUAAAGAAGCCUUAUUGCUUAAACAAGCAUCUAGAAGAUAGUUUAAAACCAUACAUUGAUGAAAUGUAAUGCUAAUCACUUGCACUGUAUAGAAAUCAAGAAUUAAGAAAGUUGGAUCAUUAAUGUAACUUCUUUGGAUUUGUUUUCUAUAAUGAUUUGUGGUUUGUAUUUGAGAUUACUCCAAGAAACAUUCCUGAUAUAGUUUCUCGGCUUGAGUAUUUACAUUUGCAGCAGUAAAUGCUACCUAAACUUUUUAAGGACAAUUACAGUUUAAAAAUCCUUGCUGACCACAGUUUAAAGAUCUAGUGAUCAUACAUUUUCUUUCUUUUUAUGGGAAAAAUGAAGCUUUAAAAACAUCAUUGCAAUACACCAAGCAAAGAAAAAACAAAGAAGGAAAGGGGAGAAGUUAUAUUGCAUCAAGAACUUCAUCUCGGGUACAUUUCCUUGGUGCAGGGACCUGUGAUCCUUGGUAUGGUUCCGUAAAAACCACUGGUCAUUCUCUGACUUUGAAUCAGCACUCCCAGAUGGCAGUUACUUCCAUAGCAUGUGAAGUGCUGAAUGGCAAAUAAAUUUUAGGGCUUGUGGUUUCAGAGCUAUAUUAGGCCAAGAUUUCAGUAACAUUCAAGCAGAGAUGGGAAAUCUACUUACACCUCUAGUCCAACAUCAGUGCUUAAAGGGUUCUUUCCCCUAUGAUGGUGUGCAUAAAUAAACAUAAACCUUUCUUUUCCAUGUGAGUCUCUUCAGAUAAUAAUGAUCUGUGUGCAUUAAUCCUAUUUGAGUGGUUAAUUAGCAAAAAGGGCUUGUCCAGAUACACCCUUGUGGUUUGUUGUUUUGGGGUUUUAUUUAAAAAUCUUUCUCACCCCUGAUGGAGGCUCCAGUGUUCUGGCACCAGCUAAUGCCUUUGACUCAAAGGGCUUAAGAGCCAUGACAGUUGCCUUGGUAUGUGUGAGAUGCAUAUUGCACCGAAACCUUGGAACUGAGUAGUGGAUGCAGGCUGUCAAGCUAAUCCACCCACUUCUGCCUGUCUAAGCCAUGUUGAGUUGAAAAGAAUUUAGAAAAGGCUUCAAAAGCACAGGAACUGGUGACUUAAAAAAUCUCUCUCCCUGGUGAUACAAAAAUGACACCUAAAUGAAAAAGAAGAACAAACUAUUUACUGUAGUUGGAAGACAUGGCUGUGGUCUCAAAGAUGACAAUUAUCCAAAUUCCAGCAUCCUAAAGAAAAAAAUCUCUUGCUUGCUUGAACCUCUUAUUAAUACAGAUGACUGUAAGUGAUGGGUACUUUCCACCUUUUUCCUUUAUUCCUCUGAAAAACAUUGUUUCAUAAUAUUGCCCACAAUUUUAUUCCAAAACAUUUCCUAAUGAUUAGCUGUUACAAACUUUGACUUGGCAAAACAUUUAAACACUUGCUGGUUUUUAAGUAUUUGCUUUCAUUCCUAAAGGGAAGCCUUUUGCCUUUAUGCUCACUGAGAAUGUAGGAGGGAAGAAAUUGUCUUAUCUUAGUGUAAAUAAAAGGUUUUCCUGCCAGCAAUCCCCAUGACAUUAUUUGCUGAAUACCGAUUAUGAAACACCCUUCCUUAUAUGAAAGGGGACGACAGCCAUUGCUGCUGGCCUUCUACCUUUGUUGUUGGAGCAUUCAGUUUUCAUAAAAACCUUCACACCUGCACUUACUAAAGCAUCUCUGGGUCUUGCCGUGUAUUAAACGCAUGGUACAUAUAUUGUUCAGGCUUUCAGUUAGCAUGUAACUCAGAAAUGUAUUAGCAAAGUACCAGACAACACCUGUACUCUUUACUUGUUUAACUUGGUGUAGCAGGUGUCAGAAAUUUUGAAUGUCUUCACUAGUGCCCAUUUAUAAGAGCUGGUGUGGUGGGGAAUGGAACAGUUUACAUACUUUAUUUUGUAGUUUUCAUGACUCCAUUUGUAUGCCAAGAUUUCUGACUGUACACAUACUCAAAUAAAGUCAGUGUGAAACACUUAGGGUUAGAUACUUAAUACACCAAAGCAGUUGAAUUUUCAGAUUAAUAGCCAUUACAAACAAAUACUCUGUGAGAAUUAAAGCAUUUAUUUCAGUUUUCUGAUGUGGACUUCUGAUGCCUGUGAUCUGAGC